UGUCUGCAAUUGUACCGAAGCCUCAGAAUGCAAGAAUUACCUCAGUCAAUCUGCACAGCACUUUGCAGUGGGAUGCACCAAGGUUUCCCAGAGGGAGUAUCAGCUACACCGUCAGGGCCAAGAGCAUCAAUUUCCCUGGAGAGGCCUAUGAAAACGUGACGACAAACCUGAGCCUGACAGAGUGUGACAUCUCUUCCCUGUCUGCCUACGGGGACUAUGUCCUGCAGCUCAGAGCAGAGGCAGGACAGGACCAUUCUGACUGGGUCACCCUCAGGUUCAAGCCAAUGGAUGACACUCUCAUUGGGCCUCCCGAGGUGAAGGUGAAGUCGGAGUCUGGGUCUCUGCACGUGGAUUUCUCAGGUCCUUUUGCUGACCAUGAUGAGGACAAGUGGCCCCUGAGGCAAUAUUAUGGCUCCUGGAAUUACAGGAUCUGGUACUGGAAGAAAGGCAGCAAAGCAGUACCUCAUGUAGAUACUAAACACAACUCUGAAAUCUUAGCCCAGCUGGAGCCAUGGACAGUUUACUGUGUCCAAGUGCAAGGAGUGAUCCCUGAGUGGAACAAGACAGGAGAGCUGAGCAGGGAACUGUGUGAACAAACCACGCACAAUGGUGUCACUCCUGUGUGGCUCAUUGUGACUGUGCUGAUUGGGUCCAUGUUGGUCGUUUUUGUAUCUAUUCCUGUUUGUUUCUUCUCCUCCUUUUACCUGUAUCGACUCACCAAACAUGUUUUCUUCCCUUCAUACACCUUCCCUCAGCACCUGAAAGAGUUCCUGAACAAGCCCCCGAGCUCUGCGCCGUCCUUCUGCCCAGCGCCGCGCGAGGAGCAGCUACACUGGGACUGGGUCACCGUGGUGGCUGAGGAGCCUCAGGAGCAGCGUGAGGAGAGCAUGGCUGAGGAGACACCUCCAGAGCAGCUCCAGG
This is a messenger RNA of Acanthisitta chloris (rifleman), 921 nucleotides long. It is a transcript of the gene IL10RB, whose product is annotated as interleukin 10 receptor, beta. Gene Ontology annotation, molecular function: interleukin-10 receptor activity; protein binding. The record is from RefSeq and is a predicted model, not a curated record. The transcript has 6 exons. The annotation marks the transcript as partial. NCBI's taxonomy places the organism in Eukaryota, Metazoa, Chordata, Aves, Passeriformes, Acanthisittidae.